UCUCCGCCUCCCCCUCUCUCCUCGCCGCUCACUCUUCCUCUCACAGAUAUACGCCAGAGCUCAGACUGCAGCAGAGCCAGCGAGGAUUUUCCCCUUUUUAUUUUUUUGGAUAGGCGGAGACACGCACCUGCUGCGGAGGUCCUGGAUGGACGACCGACUGAGGAGGAGAAUCUGAGAGUCUGCUGAGCGUGUAGGUCGACAUCUGGCUGUCGGACGCAGUUGCGAGGACUUUUUUUUCAAAGACCCCCUCCAAUCUGUCAAGGGACCCGCCAGCUACCCAUCAUCCCUUCAGCUUAGGAUGGUCCGCUGCGCGCCCCUGUGCUGAGGAGGCGUCGGCGGGCAGCAGCAUGGACGCUGUGCUGGCCGGCAUCCCCACCAUCCCCUCCACCGCCACCAAUCUGCCACCACCACCACCACGCUGCCCAAACGAGCCGGGCGCUCCCCCCAUCCCCGCCGAUGGGCGAAGACACUGACGCCACCCCGACGCUCAACCACCACGGCUUCCUCCCCGACCACAACUAUGUGACCGAAGGGCUGCUCCUGGCUAUAGCCUGAAGAGCUCCGCCCAUCCUGUCCACCCCUCUCCACCCUGGAGUCCUCCCCCAGGAUGUUGAGCCCCAUCCAGGUGCUGUGCUCCGACAUCACUACCCUUUCUCUGGAGCCUGAGCCGUUUGCCUCUUACACUGAAGCGGAUAUCAUCUCCACCGUAGAGUUCAACCACACAGGAGAGCUCUUGGCCACAGGGGACAAAGGAGGCCGUGUGGUCAUCUUUCAGAGGGAACCAGAGAGCAAGUCUGAUCCAUUUUCCCAGGGAGAGUACAACGUGUACAGUACCUUUCAGAGCCAUGAGCCCGAAUUCGACUACCUUAAGAGUCUGGAGAUCGAAGAAAAGAUCAAUAAGAUUCGAUGGCUGCCUCAGCAGAACGCCGCGCACUUCCUGCUCUCCACCAAUGACAAGACCAUUAAGUUGUGGAAGGUGAGUGAAAGAGAUAAACGACCAGAAGGGUAUAACCUGAAGGAUGAAGAAGGUCGCAUCAAGGAUAUCUCCACGGUCACCUCUUUGCAGGUGCCAGUCUUGAAGCCCAUGGACCUGAUGGUGGAGGUGAGUCCCCGGCGAGUGUUUGCCAAUGCCCACACGUACCACAUCAAUUCCAUCUCGGUCAACUCGGACUACGAGACCUACAUGUCAGCGGACGACCUGAGGAUCAACCUCUGGCAUCUCGACAUCACCGACCGCAGCUUCAACAUUGUGGACAUCAAACCAGCAAACAUGGAGGAUCUGACGGAGGUGAUCACAGCCGCGGAGUUUCACCCCCACCACUGUAACCUGUUUGUUUACAGCAGCAGCAAAGGCACCCUGCGCCUCUGUGACAUGAGGGAAGCAGCGCUGUGCGACAAGCACUCCAAACUGUUUGAGGAGCCCGAGGAUCCUUGCGCUCGCUCGUUUUUCUCUGAGAUUAUCUCUUCGGUGUCAGAUGUGAAGUUCAGCCACAGCGGUCGCUACCUGCUCACCAGAGACUACCUGACUGCAAAGGUGUGGGACCUCAACAUGGAGAGCAAACCACUGGAGACAUACCAGGUGCACGAUUACCUCCGCAGCAAGUUGUGCUCCCUUUACGAGAACGACUGCAUCUUCGACAAGUUUGAGUGUGCCUGGAACGGCUCGGACAGUGUGAUCAUGACCGGCGCCUACAACAACUUUUUCCGAAUGUUCGACCGCAACACCAAGCGGGACGUGACCCUGGAGGCCUCGAGGGAGAGCAGCAAACCCAGGGCUGUCCUGAAGCCGCGCAGGGUCUGCGCCGCCGGCGGGAAACGCCGCAAGGACGACAUCAGCGUGGACAGCCUGGACUUCACCAAGAAGAUCCUGCACACGGCCUGGCACCCCAACGAGAACAUCAUCGCCAUCGCCGCCACCAACAACCUGUACAUCUUCCAGGACAAGCUCAACUCCGAGAUGCACUGAUGAAGGGGUGCCGGCGGCGGGCCCAAAACGAGUUUACAAGCAAACGCGCCACUAUGCUAGAAUGUACAUUAUCAGACUCAACCACUGGCCCACAGAACCCAGGAAGAUGCCUAACACACACACAGUCCGAAUGCACACACACACACACACACACCUUUCUCCUCCUCAGCCUCCCACGACUGAACGGAGUCCAGUCAGGGAUAAAAAAAAAAAAAAAGGGAACUGGCUGGAUUACGCAAUGGGUUAUUAAUUGAAAAUUGUCCAAACUGUGUUUAUUUUUAUUGUUAUCCUGUGGAUUGUGGUUAAUGGUAUGUUAAUCGCCACAGAUCGGCUUGUGAGUGGGAUCAGAUCUCCUCUCAGACUGGAUGGAUGCUUGCAUUUCUUUGUCCUUUUUUUAACUCUUCAGUCCCUUUUUGCUUCCUCCUCCUUCUCCUCCUCCUCCUCUCCUCUCUGUAUUGGUGUGCUCCAGCAAAGCCUAUUCUUAUCCCCUUUUGCCCACUGUUUUGUGUGAAAAUGGGGCAUUUAUAUAACUGUCUGUUUUUCAUUCCAGAUAAGAUGCUCUGGUUUUUUUUUUUUUUUUUGGUUUUCUUUGUAACUUCUUGUUAAAAGUUGAUGAUAAAGGCAGAUCUGAUGGUCUAAACGAAGCGAUGUGUGAUAGUCCAGGAUGAACCCCCCCCCCCUCCCGUGACUCGCCCCUCAACCCAGCUGCACCAGACCCCUGUGAGGGUUGAAACAUUCGCAGUCCUGCAGGUAGAAGCAGACCUUAACAGACACAAACCCGCAGCACAGCGGGCGUUUAAGCAAUGACUGUUUUCGUUUUUUGGCCUAAACACGUCCAAACAUAUCCGUUUCUGUUUUUCUGCUUCUGGUCCAGGGCUGUCCUGUGUGCUGCUGCUGCUGCUGCUGCUGCUUCAACACUAAACUCAGAUAAAGCAAAAAAAAGAAAAAAAAAGAAAAAAAAAAAGUGAAUAUUUGCAACAAUCAAGCAAAAAAAGAUGCUGCAUGUCCAAGAGAUUUACUUUAUAAAUUGUCUGUCCGACUGACUUGGCUGCCUUCUUUGAACAUUUAGACGCUGAAGCAUGUUUACUCAUGUUGGGUUUGUAACACGUCCAUUUUGAAUGAAGCCGUCGACAAAACUCAGAGAAAACUGAGAACCGAGAAAAACGGGGGAAUGUUUCAGACUAAAUGUUGUACCUUGAAAUAAUACGAAAAAUAAUAAUAAUAAUAUUAAAGCAGCCUCAGUGGUGUCUGUAUAUAACAGCUCUGUUUCUGAAAUGUAUGAGGUUUAGUUUCUUCUGUCAACCAACCACAGAUUUGCCUCCAAAGCUACAGCGGAGUGAUGGUACUUUAAUCUCUUCGGCCUUCCUCACUGAUAACGUUUUUUUUUUUUUUUUUUUUUUUUUUUUGGAUGUCCAGAAGUUAUUUUUUAAAAGAUGGACGCUUCUUUAUUUGGAAUAUGUGUCGGUCGUCCUCCGUGUUUUCAUCAAUUACAGUUGAUUCACAUAUUUUUGUCUAAAUCUAUGUUGACAAGAUUGUCAAAUGAACAGUUAUAAAUAAUGUUAAUAUGUUAUUUUUUUUCCUUUUUUUCCAAUAAAGGACUCAACAAAAUUGCACCCAA
Messenger RNA from Fundulus heteroclitus (mummichog), 3584 nucleotides. RefSeq names its product serine/threonine-protein phosphatase 2A 55 kDa regulatory subunit B gamma isoform. Lineage: Eukaryota; Metazoa; Chordata; Actinopteri; Cyprinodontiformes; Fundulidae. Gene Ontology annotation, molecular function: protein binding; protein phosphatase regulator activity. Gene Ontology annotation, biological process: peptidyl-serine dephosphorylation. Bases 608 to 1966 code for a protein of 452 amino acids. Gene Ontology annotation, cellular component: protein phosphatase type 2A complex; cytosol. The transcript has 11 exons. The record is from RefSeq and is a predicted model, not a curated record.